Messenger RNA from Oryzias melastigma (Indian medaka), 3016 nucleotides. It is a transcript of the gene lgi2b, whose product is annotated as leucine-rich repeat LGI family, member 2b. Gene Ontology annotation, molecular function: protein binding. Gene Ontology annotation, biological process: inhibitory synapse assembly. The record is from RefSeq and is a predicted model, not a curated record. The transcript is spliced from 8 exons. The coding region runs from base 35 to 1669 and encodes 544 amino acids. NCBI's taxonomy places the organism in Eukaryota, Metazoa, Chordata, Actinopteri, Beloniformes, Adrianichthyidae.
UCUCAUUUGCAGUCAUUGAUGCCUGAGCAGCAAUAUGCCGGCUGCUCUGCGGUGGUUGGCCGUCCUCUUUGCCUUGUGGUGCGUUUGUGGAGAGGCUGAAUCCAAAAGGAAUUACAAAUGCCCUUCAGGAUGCUCCUGCUCCAAGGAGACCAUCAUCUGCAUCGGCACUACACAGAUCCCCCGGACUGUUCCGAAUGACAUCACCUCACUAAGCAUUGUAAAUGGAUCCAUUGCAGAAAUCGCUGAGGGGAUCUUUUCACUGAUGCCUUUCCUUCAUCUGCUGCUUGUAAAUGCCAACUCUUUGACCAUGAUCAAAGACGAUGCCUUCUACGGUCUGUCACAUCUAGAGUAUCUAUUCAUUGAAGGAAACAAGAUUCAGACCAUCACCAAAAAUGCCUUGCGAGGACUUCGAGCUUUGACCUAUCUCUCGCUGGCAAAUAACAGGAUGAGGUUUUUGCCAAGAGAUCUCUUUUUUGAUUUGGACUCAUUGAUGGAACUAGAUCUGCGAGGAAACUCUUUCCAGUGCAGCUGUGAGAACAAGUGGCUGAUGACGUGGCUGAAAAACACAAACGCCACAGUAUCAGAUGUCCCGUGUGCAGGCCCCAAUGACAUGAAGGGCAAACGGCUCAAUGACGUCCCCAUCCCACCCGGUGAAUGUACUUCUACAGACUUUGUGCGUCAUCAGUCGAUCCCCAUUCAGUCUCUGUCAGGAGACAUCUUCUCUUUUAAGGAGGACAUCUUUGUGGCGUUGGCUGCUCCGAACUCCAACAGCUGUGUGAUCAUGGAGUGGGAUCACAUUGAAAUGAAUUUCAGAAAAUUUGACAACAUAACAGGGAAAUCUGUUGUUGGAUGUAAAUCGGUUCUGAUUGAAAACCACGUCCUAAUAAUAGUCACCCAGCUCUUUGGCGGUUCCCACAUCUACAAGUUUGACGAGCAGCAAAACAAGUUCAUCAAGUUUCAAACCAUGGAGGUCUUCAACAUCUCCAAGCCAAACGAUAUGGAGGUCAUCAAGAUAGAUGGUGACUUAUAUUUCCUGAUUGUAGACAGCUCCAAGGCUGGCAUGUCCACCCUCUACAAGUGGAAAGACCAACCAGAUCGCAAUGAGACUGGUUUUUAUUCCUACCAGUUUCUCCACGAAUGGUUUCGUGACACAGAUGCAGAGUUUGUGGAGGUAGACGGGAAGUCCUACCUGAUAUUAGCGAGUCGUUCCCAGCCCCCUGUCAUCUACCUGUGGAACAAGAGCACCCUGAAGUUCAUACACCACGGUGAAAUCCCAGAUGUUGAUGAUGUGGUGGCGGUCAAAGCGUUCUGGGUGGAGGGUGAGUUGUAUCUGGCUCUUGCUUGCUACAUCGGAGACUCGAAGGUCCUCAAGUGGGCCAACAAGCAGUUCACCGAGGUGCUGGCCCUUCCCUCCCGAGGAGCGAUGAUCCUCCAACCUUUCACCUUCGCAGACAGACAGUACUUGGCUCUCGGCAGUGAUUACUCCUUCACACAAAUCUACCUCUGGGAUUCGGAGACGAAAACGUUUCACAAAUUCAAAGAUAUCUAUGUGCAGUCGCCUCGAUCCUUCACCGUGGUGACCACUGAUCGCAGGAGCUUCAUCUUCUCCUCCAGCCUAAAGGGAAAAUCUAUCGUUUUUGAGCAUAUAUUUGUAGAUCUCAGCUUGUAAUAGUCCGAUGAAUUAUUCCAGAUGAAUCUCUUAUGCUGUACAGUCUUAUGCAACAAGUGACAUAACUCCACUUCAGUUCUGAGACCGAACUUGAGAGUUUCUGGAAAUCAUAAAAAUAUCAAGCAAAUUUGGAUGAAUAGUUGAUACAAGAAUGAAACUAACUUAUUUAAUGGCCUGGAAAAAUAUGUAUACAAAGCAAAUGCUGGGAUGAUUUUGCAUGAAAAUAAUGUUAUGGCUAAUCAGGCUUUAAAGGUUUUCACUUUUGCCUUAAAGUGGACCACAACAAUGUGUAUGAUAUCUAAGCACAGGAGUCAAUUUAGCUAUUCGUUCCGAAUUCAGAACAUUAAAAAAAGAAAAAAAAAAUUAUAAAUGUGAAUUUUGAUGGUGCAUCUGCAGGACUGAUCCUUUUUUUUUUUUUUUGCUCUACCAGUGAGGGGAAAAAUUUGGAAGUUGGAAAAUCUGGAAGUUGUUGAAUUGUAGUUAAAAUUUUCACAAAAACAUUGAGUUUUUACUUUCUCUGAUCGCUGGAGGAAAGUAUUGUUGGAACAAAAUGACAUCAUGGUUUACAAAUUAGCAAAAAAGUCUUUUGACUUGCAGCUAAAUGAAUAAAAUCAGUCCUUUUUAAUUUUUAAGCAAUGGCCUUGCAAUAUCCCACUGCAGUGAAAGCCUGAUUGAUGACUUUCCUUUCUAUUGAAACUCAGCUGAAUGUAGCCAAACUAUAUAUAAUGAGCUUUAGUGUCAGUGUUUUGUUAAUGCAUAAAUGCUACCGACUGCCUGGUUAAAAGCAAGUUUUUUACAAGAACUUUAUUACUUUCUAUGCAAAAGUAGAAUUGAACUUAAAAAUGCCUUUUCACAAAUGUGAACCCUUUCUUUUGCAGUUCUUUUUUCCAAAUAUUUUUGUAGAUUUAUUUAUUAUUUGUAAAACUGUCUUUUUUUAAGCUGCUGUAGCAUGAUGUCAAAAUUAGGUCAUGUGUUCUUUGAAAAGCUUUCAGCCCAAUAUAUGCUGUACGUUUAAGUGUAUUUGUGAACAUGACACAACAUUUCCACUCUACUAAAACCACAGCAAUCUUGAAGAAGUGACCUUUUACACAUUUACCACUUUGUGUUUAAUAGGAGAAUGCUUUAUUAAUGCAUCAAAACCCUUUACUGCACUGUAACAAAUUGUGUUUCAUUCUGUUGUCAAUAAAUGAAGCGCAGCAAUAAUACAAAGCACUUAUAGCAAUCAUUUUGUUUGAAUUUGAUCAUUUCACGAGUGUAGAGAAUUUCAACUAUUUAGGCAUUUUUUGACUUGUUGCAAAUAAUCCAAGACUCUUUGAAAAAAUAAACUGUUGAUUAUUUACCUUUUUA